Messenger RNA from Polypterus senegalus (gray bichir), 1170 nucleotides. RefSeq names its product alkB homolog 1, histone H2A dioxygenase (gene alkbh1). Gene Ontology annotation, biological process: oxidative RNA demethylation. The coding region runs from base 33 to 1148 and encodes 371 amino acids. Lineage: Eukaryota; Metazoa; Chordata; Cladistia; Polypteriformes; Polypteridae. Gene Ontology annotation, molecular function: ferrous iron binding; oxidative RNA demethylase activity; broad specificity oxidative DNA demethylase activity. The transcript is spliced from 6 exons. Gene Ontology annotation, cellular component: nucleus; cytoplasm. The record is from RefSeq and is a predicted model, not a curated record.
GAUGGCAGAGGUUAAAGGUAAACUUGGGCAAGAUGGCGGCUUCUGUAUUAGAGCAGGGUGAAGAUGCCUUUAGAAAGCUCUUUAGAUUCUAUAAACGAAGAAAUCCUCCUCCGGAUUUUAGUAAUGUUCUUGAUUUUUCAAAGCCAGAAACCCAUUUCGGAAAAGUUUUUACCACUGAUUUAAGCACAUCUGCAGUGAGUGAUAAUGCUGCUCAUAAAUGCGGUCUUCACCCAGUAAGAAAGUGGAAGGCUUUUUCUUUGGAUGGAUAUCCAGGAUUCAUUUUCAUCACCAACCCAUUUCUUCCUGGAUCUCAACGCUACUGGGUAAAACAAUGUCUGAAAACCUAUACGCAGAAACCAAAUAUUUGCAAUUUGGACAUGCAUAUGCCACAGGCAGAAACUGAAAAUCUCUGGGAGAAAAGCCUUCCUGGAAUGAGGUUAAAGGAUUCUGUGAAAAGGGCGCCAAAAACUCUUUUAGAGAAGUUACGCUGGGUGACCUUGGGUUACCAUUAUAACUGGGACACAAAGACUUACUCCGCAGACAGAUAUACUCCUUUCCCCAAUGAUCUCCAUGCUCUUUCUGAGAAAGUAGCUGCCGUCUGCGGCUUUCAGAACUUUUCAGCAGAGGCAGGAAUCCUGAACUACUACCACUUUGAUUCUUCUCUUGGAAUUCAUGUUGAUGAAUCUGAACUUGAUCAUAGUCAGCCACUGCUGUCGUUCAGUUUCGGCCAUUCUGCAAUCUUUCUCCUUGGUGGUUUAAGCAGAGAAGACCCAGUGACUCCAAUGUUUAUGCAUAGUGGAGAUAUUAUAAUUAUGUCGGGAUUAAGCCGUCUUGUCUACCAUGCUGUUCCUCAAAUAGUAAUGUGUACUAAUAGCCAUCCUGUCCCUCAGAGUCUUGCUGAGGAGUUUAGAAACGAGAAUACAGAAGAUUCCAUUGUACAGACCGUUUCCAAAGACGAUUGGAAAAUUUGUGAAGAGUAUAUGCGGACAUCACGAAUAAACAUGACCGUAAGACAAGUCCUCAAAAUCGGAACGGUUUUCCCUAGCGAAGCUAGCAAUAAAAGAACUGUAAAGGGACAAUCGGAUGCCUAUUAUGACGAUCAUGAAGAAAAUGGUACAAGUGAAAUUAAAAGAAAGAAAGAUGUCUGAUUAAAAGUUUACUCUAGUGCAA